CAAAGCUGCCUGAUUUUUCAGAUUUUUAGCUUGAAAAUUGACCACAGAAAAAAUCUUUUUUUUAGUACAUCGGCUUGAACAUUUUAAGAAAAAAAUUUUUGCAUCUCAUUACAAUGACAUCGUAUUGAAAUAUCCUCAAUAAUUUUGUUUUUCUUGUGGAGAUAUGAAAACUGAUGCCAGUAGCCUAUUAUCAAAUCCUGAUAGAAGUGACAGUAAUUUGAACCAAUAUAUAACUUCCACUACUAAUAUGAACACUGGAGGACAACGUUUUACAUGUAUCAUUUGCAAGAAAUCAUUGUCAAACAAAUAUUGUUUAGGUAUUCAUAUGAGACUACACACUGGGGAAAAACCUUUUGCAUGUGAAAUUUGCACCAAACCGUUUUCAACGAAAGCAUUCCUAAAACAGCAUAUGAGAGUGCAUACUGGUGAAAGACCAUUUGAAUGUGAAAUUUGCACCAGACAAUAUACAAGAAAGCAACAUUUAAAAUUACAUAUGACAGUGCAUACUGGUGAAAAACCAUUUGAAUGUGAAAUCUGCACCAAACCAUUUUUAGUUAAGAGUAAAUUCGAAAGACAUAUGUUACUGCAUACCGAUGAAAAACCAUUUGAAUGCGAAAUUUGCACCAAACAAUUUUCAAUGAUGGAUUAUUUAAAAAGACAUAUGACAGUGCAUGCUGAUGAGAAACCAUUUGAAUGUAAUAUUUGUACUAAGAAGUUGACAACAAAGCAAAAUUUACAAUCACAUAUGAGAGUGCAUACUGGUGAAAAACAAUUCGAAUGUGAAAUUUGUACCAAACAGUUUACAACAAAGCAAAAUUUACAAUCUCAUAUGAUGGUGCAUACUGAUGAAAAACCAUUUAAAUGUGAAAUUUGUAGCAAACAGUUUUCAUCUAAACUACUUUUAAAGUCGCAUAUGACAGUGCAUAUUAGUAAAAAACCAUUUGAAUGUGAAAUCUGCACCAAACAGUUUUCAAUUAAAAGUAAACUAAAAACUCAUAAUAUGAUAGUGCAUGCUGAAAAACCAUUUGAAUGCGAGAUUUGCACCAAACAAUUUUCAACAAAGACUAACUUAAAAAGGCAUACAACAGUGCAUUUUGAUGAAAAACCAUUUGAAUGUGAAAUUUGCACCAAAAAAUUUUCAACAACUGGUAAUUUAAAAUCGCAUAUGAAAGUACACACUAAGAAAAACAAUUUGAAUGUGUAAUCUGCACCAAAGAGUUCUUAACCCAUUAGCGGCCACGGAUACCAUAUUAUGGUAUCAAAAUCCCUCUCAAUAUUAUUGAUGCUCCACUUUCCACUUGAAUUGUUUUAGAGGGAGUUCGAAUAUUUUCAGUUUCAUUCUAUCUCAUUUGUAAGCCGACUGCUGUAUGUUUUAUUGGUGUGCAUUUUUUUCCUGAACAGUUUUUAUUUUCAGUCGAAAUUAUGGAUGUUUGAUAGGCGCAAGUAUAUUUUCGUAAUAGUAUUGCGUAUUUUAGUAAAAGUUUGAUAUAAGCGCUAAUGUAAAUAGAUCAAAUAUUUGUUUUAAGCAUAAAUAUUUUGAAUCAGUUUUAAUUUGUUUUUGAUAUGUAGCCCUUAGUUAGCGUGAUACCAUAUGGUAUCCAUGGGCGUUUAGGAGAAAUUGUUAAAUUGUUUGGAAAAGCGUCAACACCAUUGAUUCUUAUGUUACAAGAACUAAAAAAACCGAAUUUACCAUGUUUUACAUACAGAUAACUUGUUUACCGGCCUAAACUUGUUUUUCUACCUUCGUAAUCUAGGAUAUGGAGCAGUAGGCACGAUACGAGAAAAUAGUAUACCUACCUCGAUCAUGUACUUUGACUAGCAAAAAUAUGUUUAAAAAAGAGAACCGAGGGAAGUACAGUAGAACCCCGAUUAUCCGUGCUCUUCGGGACCGGACGUUGGUACGGAUAAUUGAAAUGCACGGAUAAUCCAAACAUGUAUUUCUCAUAUAUAAUACAUAUGUAUGUAUAUACAUACAUAUGUACCUACCAUAAAAAGGUAACAGAAAGAAUAAAUCUUUCAUUAUGAGUCUUCUUCUCGGCGUAUAGGGUUUAAGUCGAGUGAUUUACGGUGACGCUAUUUUGAUAAAACCUCAAAAAUGCAGUUUGAGUAAUAGAAAAUUAUAGCACGGAUAAUCGGGGUUCUACUGUAUAAACAAGUGAUUGAAAAAAAUAAUAGUAUUCUACAAGUUCGUUGGACGCCAACUCAGUACUGACAAUUUGUUCUACAAAUGCUGGUGUCCAACCAUUACGACAGGUUCGAAAGUGUUCUCUUCUCAUAAAGAAAAAAGAAACAUGUUGCUGCCUCCUGCCUCGUCCUCAGUGAAUUGAAGCCUAUUAACCCCGGCGCAUAUUGAACCUAAGCGAGUCACAACCUGCGCCGGCGGGACGGAUGACCUGUGCAGUUAUUUUUCUAGCGCAACGCAUAUUGAUCACAACAAGACCCAACCGUUGGCUGUCUCUGCAACGAAUAGAGGGACGGGCAAAAUCAGUGCGGACGUGUAACGGUUACUUUUGAUAACGGGUCUCAGUGGUAGAUACUGAGUACAAAUACUGAUUACAAAAUACUGAUGUAUCUGUAUCUGAUGUGUUUCACAGAUUAUAACAAGGCCUUUGAUAAAGUGCGGCAUGAUCAUCUAAUCAGACUCUUGGCAGAAAGGAAUUUAGAUAAACGAGAUAUCCGACUAAUAGCAAAUAUGUACUAUAAUCAGAAAGCAGUAGUGAGAGUAGAGAAUAAUACCACUGAAGAAAUUGAAAUAAAGCGAGGUGUGGGACAAGGGUGUAUACUGUCACCAACCCUGUUUAAUCUCUAUUCCGAAGACGUAAUGAAUAGAACACUCUCUGAGCAAUCCAUAGGUAUUAAAAUAAAUGGUGUUAGAUUAAACAAUCUGAGAUUUGCCGACGAUACCGUUCUGAUCGCAGAAACACUUGAAGAGCUACAAACAUUGGUGAAUAAGAUAGCAGCGAAGAAUAUGGACUAUCUUUGAACAUAAAGAAAACUAAAUUUAUGGUAAUAUCGAAAUCAACACGAAAUGUCCAAAAUUUAUAUUUACACAAUGAAAUUAUCGAUCAAGUUAGCAAAUACAAAUAUUUAGGCACUUUUAUAUAUGAAGACAACGAUAGCUCAGCAGAAAUCAAAAUAAGAAUAGAAAAAGCCAGAUCCAUAUUCACUAAAAUGAAGAGAGUGUCUGUGGAAGAGAUUUGAGCCUUGAAAUGAAACUUCGCCUGAUGAGAUGUUACGUACUUUCUGUGCUGUUCUACCAAAAAAUUAGAGGCAUUUGAACUGUGGAUGUAUCGCAGAAUCUUGAGAAUAUCAUGGACGGAGAGAGUCACAAACGUCGAGGUCUUGAGAAGAAUGAAUAAAGAAAAGGAAGCUUUGAGGUGAAGUUUAAGAAAAAUUCUAAUCCUAAAAUCCUAAUAACUAGGACUGUGGACAAUAGAUUUCUACUUCCUCUUGUAAUUUGCAUCUCAUUUUUGACUUUAAGUACCUUUUAAAAGCCUACGUUUUCUCAACAAUUAACAAAUUUGCUUUUAUGUACGUCAGUGUCCCGAAAGGUGCGAACUUUGCUAAAAACUAAUUAUUUUAUCAGCCGAUGCCGAUACUAUUAUUAUAAACAACACUGAUUGUGAUUUGAUUAUAGUUACAAAAACUGCUUACCUAUUACAUAUAUUUAUAUCUCGUCUACAUAUUUUGUUUUUAAGCAUGAACAAGCCCCGUAUGAUGACACAUUUUAUUUGAGGAUAUGCGAUAUUCACAGAUGUGCUUAACUGUUUUUAGUAAAUGAAUCAUUUUUAAUGAUAAUGUUGUGUAGAUUUAAGAAAUGAAUGAUAUUUACAAAAUUUUUAUACCUACAGAAAAGGGAUUACUCCAUCAUUUGUUACAUUGUAUUUCUAGGCCUGGAUCCCGCGUACCAACAAAAAGUUGAUUAAUAGCAAGCUGAAAAUUUGUUAAUAGCUUAACGGUGUCUCGUCAGACAAACUUUGAUGUACGGGAACACUGAAACAGGGGAAGUUUUAAUUGUGGAACAGGUUAAAAAUUUGCAACGUCAUACUACGAAAACGUCCCAUGUAUUUUGUCGGACAGAACUUCCAAUUGAUUUGUUACCCUUUCAAUAAACUCUCAUGCAAAAAUCAGACUGGUAAUUCCGAACGAGCUCUAUUAGCUUUUCUACGUCCAUCUCGAAAACAAAACCACAACUGAGAAUUGAGUCACGCGUCCCACGACACCAGAAAAUUGUGUUUCGAUGACAAACGUUCGCAUGCUAGACCUGGCACUGUAUUCACUGAUAUUAGGAUGCGCAGAACUCUCUACGCAACUCGACGGUGCCAGGUUGUGUCUCGCUUAGGAUCAAUUUGCGCCGGGGCUUAGACACGUAUCCAGGAAAUAUGCUUGAGGGGGUCCAAACACAACUCAAAUUUUUUGUUAGAUUAGACGGUAAGGUAUUGAAAAGAAAUAUUCAGAAUAAAUUUUAGAUCCAUAUGAAAAAUUUGAAAAAAAAAAACUAUUUUAACCCUAGAAUACUAAUACAGUAGAACGUCGAUAAUCCGGACGUCAAAAAUCCGGACCGUCAAUAAUCCGGAUUUGUAUCUAGCAAAAAUAUCUGAUUCUUUUAAAAUAAAUUAAGAACUUCGCUGCGAAAAACGAACCUCUACCGCAGUUCAAAAAUAUUUUACACAUAUUUUUAAAAGCCCAAAUAGUGUCUGAUGUUUUUACUGUACACAUGGUGCUAUUAUAAAUUAAUUACAAUACAGUGUUUAAACAUAAAAAAAUGUUUUGAUUAAUUUCCCCUCUAGACACUUUACUGUACAAGAGAACACAUAAAAUUUUAAAACGUUUGUUGUACUUUAAUUUGUAUACUGGCCUUUUUUUGAGGUAAUUUCGAUAAUCCGGUUAAUUUGAUAAUCCGGAUGGGUCCGGUCCCAAUUAAUCCGGAUUAUUGACGUUCUACUGUACACUCAUAAAAUAUACGACACCGAAUUUUUUUUUUGCGAAAUUUCUCAGCAACGCAAAAUCCCAAGAACUUGGGUUCCACAGUUCUUUAGCAGGUAAACGUUGGUGUAUAAACGUCAGUUAAAUUUUGUGCGGAAUUGUGUGAAUUAGGUAUCCUGUCGUAAAUAUUACGACGCUUUAGUGUUAACGAUGUAACAUAGCCGUCUAUGUAAGGGCAUAAAGAUUGCUAUUCUUUGCGAUUCAUUCUCCAAAUACAUGAUUGAUGCCAGUCCCUAUCUUAGCAAAAACUUCGAUACAGGAAGAUUACCUCUUACAAAUUUUUAUAUGAAGGAAUUGACAAAAUCGGUCCAUGGUAGCAACCGUAACAUUACCAUGGAUACUGUGUGUUUUUAAGGAAUGAUAAACAUAAGUACUAUUAAUCGUAUGUGAUAUACUGCCAUAAUUCGCACAAAACAAAUAGGAAGCCAGUUUUCCACUCUCAGUUUAUGUUUGAUUUGGGCAAAAGCCUUGCUGAGUCCUAGAUGCGCAAAAGAUUAAAUAUAUCAAAUUUACGGUGCAAUAUUCGACAGGACAUAAACGAAAUUCUAACUAUACAAUCAGUUUCUCAAUCGAAUAAUCCUAUCGAAAGAAAACGGACAGUAUGCUACUUAUGCCGUAGCCGUCUAAGAAGAAUGACGACAAACUUUUGUGUACAGUGUAAACGAGCAAUGUGCGGACAAAUAUUUUUAAAUUCAAAAUAUUUUUAACAUGUAAAACUUACAUUAAAAAAAAAAUUUAAAUUACUUUUACUAAGUGUAAGAUAGAAUGUACGGAGUGACGGAGUCGGAACGUAGAACGGAAUCCUAUAUUUUGUUAGUAGUCACUAACAUCAUUACGGACGAUAAAAUGAUAUUAAAACUACAAUGUAAAAAAAUAGAUAUUAAAACUAGGGUAAGAUAUAACAUCUACAUAUAUGACGACAAUCUCACUCUAGUAAGUUGUUUUUAAUACCUAAUUUCACCAUUGUAUCUUUAAUAUCGUUUUAGCGUCCCUGACGAUGUUAGUGACUACUACCGAAAUAUAGGAUUCCAUAGAAAAGAUUACACCUGGUCUUCUAUAAAAAGUAAAAGGUAACAGAUUUGAAAUGCUGAUAGAAUACUUCCGUUUUUGGUAAAUCUGAUGUUUAAAUUGGAUAUAAGUUGAUCCGUACACUGAAUAAAAACAGAAAUAAUCCGAGUAAAAAAUAAUAAUAAUUUUGUUCACUUUUUCAAAAAAAUCAUACCUAAUAGCCUGGGGAUAAGCUUGCUGCUUUGGUACUAAAGCCGAGACAGUUUUGGGAGGGGUCCGGACCCCAUGGACCCCUCCCUUGGCCACGUACCUGUAGCCUAUAAUAAUAAUAUGGGAGAACUGAUCUUAUGGACCAGGGAGUAGCUGCUUACCGAAUUAUAGAUGUCUUAUUGACGUAGCUAUGCAGAACGCAUGGUACUUAUCCAGAAAAAAAGUAAAAAAAAAAGUCAUAAUGCAUCAAAUCUAAAUUUUAGAGGGGAAAU
This is a messenger RNA of Diabrotica virgifera virgifera (western corn rootworm), 6476 nucleotides long. Its product is annotated as gastrula zinc finger protein xLCGF3.1-like. The record is from RefSeq and is a predicted model, not a curated record. The coding region runs from base 164 to 1204 and encodes 346 amino acids. NCBI's taxonomy places the organism in Eukaryota, Metazoa, Arthropoda, Insecta, Coleoptera, Chrysomelidae. Gene Ontology annotation, molecular function: RNA polymerase II cis-regulatory region sequence-specific DNA binding; DNA-binding transcription factor activity. The transcript has 2 exons. Gene Ontology annotation, biological process: regulation of transcription by RNA polymerase II.